ACUCUGUGAUACCCUUCAGUCAGCUGACCGAGCUGCCGAAGUUAGGUAUCUUAUGUGGUUGCUAAAGAAACUGUCCUGAAGAGAAGACAAUGUCACACAACGAUGAGGGUUAUGUGGUGCGAAUCCGAGGCUUGCCUUGGUCGUGCACCCAGGAGGAGGUGGCCGCAUUUUUCUCUGAUUGUGACAUAGUAGGGAAAGUGAAUGGGGUGUGUUUCACUUUCUCCAAAGAAGGGCGACCCAGUGGAGAGGCUUUUGUGGAGUUGAAAACAGCAGAGGACUUCAAGAAAGCGCUUGCCAAAGAUCGCAAAUACAUGGGCCAUCGCUAUAUUGAAGUGUUUAAAUCGAACCGCAGUGAGAUGGACUGGGUGCUGAAGCGCUGUGGACCUACAGACUACGACAGCUGCAGUGGGUGUAUGCUCCGUCUGCGGGGCCUGCCCUUCGGCUGCAGCAAGGAGGAGAUCGUCCAGUUCUUCGCAGGGUUGAAAAUCGUGCCAAAUGGGAUUACAUUGCCGAUGGACUACCAGGGGAGGAGCACAGGGGAAGCCUUCGUGCAGUUUGCCUCAAAGGAGAUAGCAGAAAAGGCACUGGGCAAACACAAGGAAAGAAUAGGGCACAGGUACAUAGAGAUAUUCAAAAGCAGUCGGAAUGAGAUCCGGGCAUACUACGAGCUGCCCCGCAGAAUGAUGGGACAGAGACCCGGCCCCUAUGACAGGCCGCUGAUGGGCCGGGGUGGCUUCUUUGGGCCGGGACCAGGGAGAGGAGGUGCCGCGGUGGAUCAGAUGCGCAGUGGAGGAGGUUACAGUGGAGGUUAUGGUGGAUUUGAUAACUACAACGGCUUUAAUAAUUAUUGUUUCGGCAACGGCAUGUUUGAGGAGAGGCUAAGGACUGACCGAGGGCGAGGAAUGGGAGGCCACAGUUACAGUGGCGGAGGAGACGUGGGCUCGGGCUUUCACAGCGGACACUUCGUACACAUGAGGGGGCUGCCCUUCCGCGCCACCGAGACAGACAUCGCCAAUUUCUUUGCUCCAUUGAAUCCGGUGCGGAUCCACAUUGAUGUUGGGCCCAAUGGCAAGUCCACAGGGGAAGCUGAUGUUGAGUUUGGCUCUCAUGAAGAUGCAGUGUCAGCCAUGUCCAAAGACAAGAAUCACAUGCAGCACCGGUACAUAGAGCUUUUCUUAAACUCAACCUCGAGUGGAUCAUCUGACAUGGGUCGUGCCAGUGGUUUCUAUGGUAACUCUGGAGGCAUGGGCUCUAGAGGAAGUGGAUUAAGGGGAAUGUUUUGAAGAGAAAGAGCAGUUCGUUUUCAGCUGAAAUGAGGAAAGUCUUUUUUCUAUUGACAUGUUUUCAUGUGUUCAUAAGAAAUGUACCUAGAAUAUUUUCCAGUCUGAAAGAGUGGAAUAAAAAUAUAUCUAUA
This is a messenger RNA of Chanos chanos (milkfish), 1414 nucleotides long. RefSeq names its product heterogeneous nuclear ribonucleoprotein H3 (2H9) (gene hnrnph3). NCBI's taxonomy places the organism in Eukaryota, Metazoa, Chordata, Actinopteri, Gonorynchiformes, Chanidae. Gene Ontology annotation, molecular function: RNA binding. Bases 90 to 1283 code for a protein of 397 amino acids. The record is from RefSeq and is a predicted model, not a curated record. The transcript is spliced from 11 exons.